GCAAGGCUCCCGGCAAACCGGUAGUGCCUUGGGGAUAGGGAAACCAGCAAACUACGUCACAAAAAAGUACCGUGUUCGUCGACGCCUCCGGGCUGCAUUGGAGCACGUCCAUGAUUCGACCGAAAAGACGGCGGACUGCUUGGGCGGAUGCCUAUGGGAAGUGAGCACUGCGAAUGACGGACGACGAGUUGAUGAUGUGGCAGCCAGUCAGAUUGGCAAGUGAAUGCAGGCGGCUUCGAUGUAUCGGCCUUAAGGAUUGGCGGUCAGAGGCAGCCAUCUGCAGGGGGCCUAUCACAUCACCACCGCCACCUCACAGGGCAGGGCAAUCGACUUCCUGUCGUUCGUGUCCGACUUUGCCUCGACAUUGGACUGAGGAGUUUUUGACGGUUGAUGUUCCGAGGGAGAAGAGAUGUGGAGAAGCAACGGCAGCAAGGCAGAUCGGUCGAAGCAUGAGGCAUGCGAGGGGACAGAGUUGGUCGGUCGGUCUGCUCCAGACUGCGUCUGUCUACUCGAUAGACCGAGCGAGGAUCAGUUGGGUCGAGGUCCAGGUGGGCAAUUGCAGCCAAUGUUUUCGGAAAACCAUAUCCAACGUAGAAUCAGAUUGUUGCCUGGAAGUAGGCUUGACAUCCGGCACGACGUUGGGUCGGAUGAGUAAGACACGCCAUCUCCUGCACGCAGGAGAGGCAUCCAUCUACUUGUCCUCUUCAAGCCAAGCCGCUUGUCCAUGAGAUCAGUUUCUGUCUCCUUUGUUGAUCUAACUACCUAGGUAGGUAGUUACGUUACCGAGAAGUCGGAAC
Molecule: messenger RNA, 797 nt
Organism: Colletotrichum navitas
Lineage: Eukaryota; Fungi; Ascomycota; Sordariomycetes; Glomerellales; Glomerellaceae
Exons: 2
Coding region: 174-728 (184 amino acids)
Source: RefSeq, a predicted model, not a curated record